This is a messenger RNA of Nothobranchius furzeri (turquoise killifish), 2171 nucleotides long. RefSeq names its product olfactomedin-like 3b (gene olfml3b). The record is from RefSeq and is a predicted model, not a curated record. Lineage: Eukaryota; Metazoa; Chordata; Actinopteri; Cyprinodontiformes; Nothobranchiidae. Gene Ontology annotation, biological process: signal transduction.
ACGGUCCACAUUAGUUUUCUGCACAAAAUGUGUCCAGAACCCUCAGAGCAAAACAUGCUAAACAUUUAAAAGAGCGUUCUUAAUAAGUGUUGUUUUAACAACCAUCCACCGGUCGAGAGAAGUCUUUUUUUUUUUUAAGGAAAUGCAGUAAGAAGUAUUGUCUUGUUCUUCCACUUGGUUCUGGCUCCUCCCAGACAGAUUAGUAAAACAUUCCAGCCCACCUCUGGGAUUCUGCUGGCUCCCGAGUUCCCUCACUCAGAACGGGAUCUUAAAGGGAGCUAAAAGACUCGAAAUGAGACGACUCGUCAUCUUGGUGACUUUGGCCUACCUUGCCACGGCUCAGCAUCAAGCUCUUAUCGACUACUUGGAGAGGAGGCUGCUUGCUAUAGAGGACAGGAUCUCUUUGUGGCAGGAGCAGACCACACGCUACGCCUCAGAGCUCAGAGAGCUGAAGCAGCAGAUGGUGUCACAGCUGGAGAGUCUCGAUAAAGAAAAAGAAACUCUGAGAAUAAACCUGGACGGCGUGGGGACGAGGGUGGACCGAGUGGAACGGGAACUGGACUACCUGGAGACGCACAACGGGGUCCAGCCGUGCGUGGACGUGGACGACAAGCUGAUCGAGCAGCAGGUGACUCUGGUGAAGGAGAAGCAGAAGGAAAAAUAUCUCAAACUCACAGACUGCAACGACAUGAUCUCCAGCAUAAAAGCCAUGAAGAUCCAGAAGCGAGUCGGAGGGUCAAAGGGCAUUUGGAGCAAAGACACCACUGGUAAGGUCUACAUUUUUAACGGGACAUCUGGGGACACCAUCAGUGAGUUCGGCACCAUGCAGGACUUGACCCGUUCUCUGGGUUUCUCCCUGUCCACUGGCCUGAAGCUCCCCUCUGCUUGGGAGGGAACUGGACACGUGGUCUACAACAACCAUGUGUAUUACGUAAACCAGGCUGAGGAGACGUCAGUGGUUAAAUACGACAUAAUGAAUAAAGUUCUAACAGAUAGUGCAGUGUUCCCAGUGCAGGACCACAUCCCUGUGUAUGAGCUGAACCCUGACACCAUGAUAGACCUGGCUGUGGAUGAGGAAGGCCUGUGGGCCAUCUACGCCACGCGGCAGAACGAGAGGUACAUCUCUCUGGCUAAAAUGGACAGCAGGUCCCUGGACAUCGAGCAGAUGUGGGAGACAAAUUGUCCCAGAGAGAACGCAGAGGUGGGCUUUGUCAUCUGUGGCACUCUGUACGUCGUGUACAACACCAAGCAGCCUGGUCGCUCACGGCUGCAGUGUGUGUUUGACGUGAACGACAUGGUGACGAACGAGGAGGCGCCUCUGUUUUACUUCCCCAAACGCUACGGGUUUCACUCCAGCCUGAAGUACAACCCGCAGGAGCAGCUGCUGUACGCGUGGGACGACGGCUACCAAGUCCUCUACAAGCUCACCAUGAAAACGAAAUUAGAAAUCUGAACUGAAAAACAGCAAGUCGAGGUUUUUAACUGUUCCCAAUUAAAUGUUUAGAAAUGACGUUUGUCUCUCAAGUGAAGCAGUAGUGGUUAUUAAUGAUAAGCACAUUUGUCAUUUUAAACAUAGUUAUUUACUGUUAUUUUAGUCUUUUUAUUUAAGGUGAAUGAACUAGUCCUAGUAAAACAAGCGAUUUGGACAACAGACUGAUUUUAAACACUGCAGUAUCAGACGUAUUGUGAUCAUAUGACAAUUGUAGACUUUGUCUACAACGCAAUAAAAGGAUUAGUUUUUGUUUUUAAGGAACUUAUGUGAACACAUGUCACAUUACCAUCUACUAACCUCAUGGGCUAACUGUUUAUUUUAUGCUUUAGAUUCAACUUUUCCACUUAUUUUCACUCUUUUUAGGUUAAAAUACAUCCAGUCAAGUUUAUUGGUCAAACAAAUUUGAUUUUGUUUUCAUAACUUUUGUUUUGUUGCUCCAGCAUGAGUGACACCAAAUCCAUCAUAACUCAUAAACAUGUCUUCCUAAACAAUGAAUGCAAUGUAUCUUUAGGACGGCAUUAGUAAUAAUAAUGUAUUUGUAUUACAUCAUUAAUGUAAUCUGGUGUGAUGACGUGUGAGAACCUGCUAGCUGGCUAGCACUAUUGUUUUUUUUUUUGAGUGCAUGACCACAUCUCACUUAUUGAAAUGCAUUUCUAAUAAAACAGCUUUCUUUAAUCUA